Messenger RNA from Manihot esculenta (cassava), 1715 nucleotides. Its product is annotated as probable glycosyltransferase At5g03795. Bases 553 to 1623 code for a protein of 356 amino acids. Gene Ontology annotation, molecular function: glycosyltransferase activity. Lineage: Eukaryota; Viridiplantae; Streptophyta; Magnoliopsida; Malpighiales; Euphorbiaceae. The transcript has a single exon. The record is from RefSeq and is a predicted model, not a curated record.
CAGCUUUUACUCAUGGAUGAUAUGCGCCCACUAGCUUGAAUCUCUUCCAUAGCCAGGCAAGAACCCCGAAAAUCUUACAAGUUAUAACCCUUCAGACGUAUACUCUGUAGAUUAAGCCAGUCCCUUGUUCUCUUUCCAUAGGUGAAGCUCCCUGAAUUCUCCCCCUCUCUGCUUUCUGUAACGGCCAGGCCUAACCACGUGAGCCGCACACUUGUCUCUCCAGAACUCUCUGUGUAUACCUUUUUCUAUUUUCGAUCAUGUCUCUUCUCCAUGAUAGAGCGAGCCCACCUAAAAAUUUCUGGGCCAGUUAGAGCUCCACUUAAACCGGCGCGUCGAAUAUGGCACGUGGUUGUAUUAAACUGUUUUCUUGUCCGAGAAUGCUAUUAAAGACUUUCUUAACUUUGGUAGUUGAGCCUUGAAGUCUGCUUUGAUUUUGACCUUGCGCGCUUCAUCUUCAACCUCAAAUCAAAAUCUGAAAGCAGAAACUUUCUUCCGCGGUUCACAGGAGAUCUCAAAGAAUACAUCGUUUAGGGCUUUUCAUUCCGUGUUAAAAUGGAUAUCAAUUACUUCUCUUUCUUUCUAUGCUUCACUUUCUUCACUUCAUCAUUCCAUGUUCAUUCUAAAACCAUCACUGGUUCCUCUUCACUAUACCUCUCGCCCACCAUAUUGUUCCCAAAUUACCAGAAAAUGCUUGAAGCUUUCAAAAUCUACAUGUACACCCCUCCCAAGCCCUUCUCUUUCACCUCUCCAGUUGAAUCUCUUUUCUUCUCUUCUCUGUCAAACAGCCCCUUUGUAACCCAAGACCCAGAAGAAGCUCACCUAUUCUUCGUCCCCUUAUCGGCCAAUCUCUCCACGCGCACGAUUGCUCGCGUAAUUAGAGAACUUCGAAUGGAGUUCCCCUACUGGAAUCGCACUCUCGGUGCCGAUCAUUUCUAUGUUUCGUGUCAAGGUCUCGGCUACGAAUCGGACCGAAAUCUCGUCGAGUUGAAGAAGAAUUCGGUGCAGAUCUCUUGCUUCCCUGCACCGGAAGGUAAGUUUGUCCCGCACAAGGACAUAACGUUGCCUCCGCUAGCAUUUGCUCACUCGACACAAGUGCCGGCGAAUAGAACGGUGAAGUAUCGAGGUUUUGUGAAACACAAUGGGGUUAAAGAGUCAGCCCUAGUCAACGAAUUGAGAAGCGCUUCUGAUUUCUUUAUGGAAAAUCAGCCGUCCGAUGAGAAGACUUUUGUAGAUAGACUUGCGAAUAGCGAGUUUUGUUUGUUCGAAUACGGAGCCGAUGUAUCCGGGAUAGCAGACGCAUUGCGUUUCGGGUGCGUGCCGGUGGUGAUUAGUGGCCGUCCGAUACAGGACUUGCCGUUGAUGGACGUGAUGAGGUGGCAGGAGAUUGCAGUGUUUGUGGGGUACAAAUCCAAUGGUGGGCUUGAUCUUGAAGAAUUGAAGGGUGUGCUGGAUCGCACGUGUAAAGGUAAUACGUGCGAGGGAAAGAGGAGAUUGGGUGUAGCGGCGAGUAAACAUUUACUGUGGAAUGAAACACCAGAGCCGUUGGAUCCGUUUCAUAUGAUAAUGUAUCAACUUUGGCUUAGGCGGCACACCAUAAGGUACGCAGAGAGAAAAUGGGUUUGAGCGCUUCUUAUAAUUUGCCUCUUUGGGCGAUCGCGUUGUAAUUUGAAUAAUUAGUGUAAUUUGUGUAAAUUAUGGAGUAAUAAUUAAAUUUA